UAAGAAUGAUUGCAAGAAGAAUCUUCUUUGUUGUUUAACUAUGGAGUUGACGUUGAUUGAUGCAAUAUUUAUUUCUUGCAUUAUUGUUUUUACUGAGUUUGGAUUGUUAUUGUUUUGUGAAUUUAUGCGAUUAUUGGCCAUUGAGAUUGAGAGUCUGCGUGUUUCUAGCGUUAAGCAAAUUACAAGCCCUUCAAACACUCAAUGUUUCUGGUACGGAAUUCAAUAAACAUGGAUUGGAAAUCGUUGUUGAAGAUUUGCCUUUCUUAGAGAGUCUCGAUAUAUCUUGUACUCGUGUGGAUGAUAUAACACCCCUAAAAAAGUGUAAAGAUCGAUUGAAAAAUCUCUCAAUGUACAAUUUGAAAAUAAGUGGCUAUGGAAAUUUGAAAUCAGUGCUACUGGAUUUAAAUGAAUUGAGGCAUCUCGAUAUUUCUGAUGAACGUGAUGCUUACACAUUUGAAAUGUUUGCACCGGUGAGAUCGAAGAUAACAGAUCUACUUCGCACUGUUCACUGUAUGCCGUACUUGACAAGCUUAGAUAUAUCCGGAAAAGAUGAAAUUGAAGUUAAGGAUCUCAAGGAUUUUAUAAAAGCCCAUCCAUAUCUGGAAUUUUUGGGGCUUGUACACUCCGAUGCAUGCUAUGAUGAUAGUCUCGCUAAUCCUGCUAAUAAAGAUUUUCGACAUAAUCUUAUGGUAAGCGGUAUGGCAACAGAGGCACAAAUCCUUGAAGCACUCCGAAGAUACCCCCAUAGGCCAAUUUACGUACAAAAAUGUCUCUACAACUUGUUUCGCUUAACACCACAUUUCAGCGAAGCACGUGUAGACGUGAUAAAGCUUGUACUACCUGGUAUGCGGGCUCAUCCCGACGAAUUUCGCGUCCAAAUGGCCGCCACAGCUUGCCUCUAUAAUUUGACUAAGGGUGAACUAGCAACACGAAUUCAUCCAAAUAUUCUCAAGCAGAUUGUAGAUCUAACAUUAAUUGCAAUGGAGUCCUAUCCAAAUCAUUAUCAGUUACAAAAGAAUACCCUGCUCACACUCUGCAGUGAUAGGAUUCUACAAGAUGUCGCUUUCGAUAAAUACAGUUCAGUCAGGCGGAAUUGCAAUGGACUUGGGCAAUUAUGUUUUCGAUGACGAUGAGGAAGACCUCGAUUCAAUUUUGAAGCAGAUAGAGUUCGGCGAUGAUGACGUUGAAGAAAUGGAACCCAAUUACGAAGCUCCAUCAUCAUCUAAGAUCCAAAACAAUUAAAAGCAUUAUGACCCCAGAUCUCACUGCAGUUUUGGACACAGCUAAAGUAAGCGAUUGAAUGGCGGCGCGAGUGUUAGCAGCCAGCCUAAUUGCAGCCGGAAUGAAUUUGGAAGAUAUCCAUACAAGCCGGGAGACUGUUCGACAAAGUUGGAUCAAAAAUCGUGAGUCUCUAAACGAUGCUAUACGAGAUCAUGUAACGAGGAGGCUAUGCCAUGUCAUGACUGUUCACUAGGAUGGUAAGCAACUACCAACGCUGGAAGACAAAAAUGAAAAAAUUGACCGCCUUCCAGUCCUGAUAUCGGGUUAUGGAUGGCACCAAUUACUUGGUGUCCCCGGAAUUGUACGAGGAUCUGGGCAGUUGCAAGCGGAAGCUGUGUAUAGCUGCUUGAAAGAAUGGGACGUUCUUGAUGAUGCAUGCGCCAUGGUAUUUGAUACUACUGCUAGUAAUCCCGACCCUAUCAGCGGCGCAUGCAUUAUAGUGAAUCAUAGCAAAAUUCAACUUGCUAUCCCCAUUUUUUCUCGUUAUCGUGCGUGCAAUAAUAAAAAAAUUGAAACUAGUUGAUAUUCCAAUUUUUGUGUCCGCUAGAGACCGAACAACGAUGUCGAAGUAGAAAAAGAAGAAAAUCUAUAUAUCUCCAAAACUUUAUAUGAAUGGGUUUAUAUAUUUUGAUUUAUUAAGAUAGGAGACAUCAAGACGAAUAUUUAAAAAAAAAAUAUUGAAAUCGGUUGAAUAUUUUUCGAGGUAUUCGGGAAAAAGCAUAAAAAAACAAAUCGCUAUUCCGCAAAAACUAAUGGACGGAUUCAGCUGAACUUUGAUGUAGAGUUAGUCCCAAAUUAUACCAAUAAAUUGACAAAAUUUCAAUUUAUUUGGGAUGAUUUUGCCUAUUUAUUCGUCAAUUUUAAGAAAAAGUAACCAACGACUGGAUAUCACCCGCGCGGAAGAAAAAUACAUGUCGAAAUAUAUUUUGCAUAUAUCUGAAUGGUAUGACAUAUAAAACGGCAAAAAAUGUGGAAUGCGAAAUAUAUGUGAAAUAUGUGUGACAAAAUAUAAAUCAGGCAAAUAUAUUUCGCAUGUUCUUCAAUCAUAAAAUGACAUAUUUGAGGCAUAUAUGAGAUAUAUUUUUCCGACAUAUAUGUAAAUAGGCAAAAAAUGAUGUAUGUCACAUAUAUGUUACAUAUAUAUGACAUAUAUUUUUUGGUAAUAUGCGCACAUAUAAUCUUCGCAUACUGUUCCGUGCGG
Molecule: messenger RNA, 2482 nt
Organism: Diachasma alloeum
Lineage: Eukaryota; Metazoa; Arthropoda; Insecta; Hymenoptera; Braconidae
Product: protein zyg-11 homolog B
Exons: 4
Coding region: 60-1127 (355 amino acids)
Cellular component (GO): Cul2-RING ubiquitin ligase complex
Source: RefSeq, a predicted model, not a curated record